AUGGGUUUUUCAAAGAAGUCCCAAGUGGAUGGAGGCCUAGAAUCCGAAGGCAAGAAGUGGGUAAUCGCCGGAAUCUCAGUACGAACCUCGUUAAAGCCGAUAAACACGAAACUGAGAGCUAAAGAAAGCGAAGCUGGAGAAGAAGAAGAGGCAUCUUCAACAACCCCAACAGCCAAAGAAGCCAGAAUACCUGAGAUUUUUUCAUGCCCGCCAGCCCCAAGAAAAAGCCGGCCUCCUUCAAGAUGUAACUUCAAUGGUGUGAGGGAGUUCUUUACCCCACCUGAUUUGGACUCAGUGUUCAAACUCCAUGUUGAGAAGGCAAAUUGA
Messenger RNA from Prunus armeniaca (apricot), 327 nucleotides. The record is from the annotation of a GenBank genome assembly. Lineage: Eukaryota; Viridiplantae; Streptophyta; Magnoliopsida; Rosales; Rosaceae.